Molecule: messenger RNA, 1764 nt
Organism: Brettanomyces nanus
Lineage: Eukaryota; Fungi; Ascomycota; Pichiomycetes; Pichiales; Pichiaceae
Exons: 1
Coding region: 1-1764 (587 amino acids)
Biological process (GO): transmembrane transport
Cellular component (GO): membrane
Molecular function (GO): transmembrane transporter activity
Source: RefSeq, a predicted model, not a curated record
AUGGCUUUGGAGCAAAGAGAACAAGCUUCUUCAGAAGAGUAUACUUCUUCGGAAACCGUUUUGGGUGAGAGGGAUCUCUCGCCAACUGUCGCUGGAUCUAUUGCGUCAGUAGAAUCCGAUAUAGGAAGAGUUCCUACUAACAAAUCAAUACUAUACCCUGACCCUGAGCAGCGUCCGCCAAUUUUCAAAUCAACUUUUCAAGAGUUUAUGUGUGUUGCUUUGGUCACUUUUGCUCCAGCGGCCGCUUCAAUGGGUUCAUCUGCUUUUCAGACGGCGCUUUCAGCGACGUCUCUAUACUUCAAUGUAGAUGGUGGUGUAUUGACCUGGUGUGUCAACAGUAUUACACUUGCUAACGGUGGCUGUUUGUUGUUGAUGGGAGGAGUUGCAGAUGCUCUUGGGAGACGUAACUCGUUGAUUAUUGGUUUCUUUUCUUAUGCUUUAUUCUCGUUGAUUGCAGGCUUCAUGAAGAACUUCGCUGUUUUAUGCAUACUGCGCGCUCUUAUGGGUGCUGCUGUUGCAUGUGCAACCCCUGCAGCUGCAGGAUUCCUUGGCUCUACCUACAAAGAUUCCAAAAGAAAGAAUAUGGCUAUGAGUAUCUUUGCGCUCGGAGCUCCUGUUGGUGGUGCUUCCGGCUUCUUCAUUGCCGGCGUUUGUAUAGCGGCCUUCAACUGGCGUGCUGUGCACUAUUUUCUAGCGAUUAUCUUUUGUCUUUUUUCAGUUGGUGUGGUGUUCUUCAUGCCUGAUGAUGAGACUCGCAUGCAAUGGGGCCGUGCUGGCCAGAUUUUUAGGCAUUUGGAUUAUGGUGGUUCGUUUAUCUCGUUAACAGCAUUUACUCUCAUUUGCUUUUCUCUUACUCAGGUAGAUGCCGCUACAGAUGGUUGGGGAACUCCUUACAUUAUUGCUCUUCUUGUUGUAGGUAUAGCGUUGAUUCCAGUGUUUGUGCUCUACGAGAUGCACAUUCCCAGUCAACCUAUUAUGCCAAUGGCUCUUUUCAAGAGUUGGAAUUUUGAUCUAUGUAUGAUCAUCUCAGCUUUCUGUUGGAUAAACUUUCAAGGUGUGUUGAAUUACUACUCUAUUGUCUACUUUGAGAUGAUCCGUGGCUAUUCGGCUAUUAUAACAGCUUGCUGUGUGCUUCCACAGCCUAUCGCCGGUGUCUGCGUCAACAUAUUUGCCGGUUUAACCAUGCACAAGAUUCCUGGUAGAAUUUUGGUCUUUGUUGGAUGUCUUGGCUUUCUUACUGCUAGCAUUAUCUGGGCAACCUUUCCAAUCGAUAGAAAUUAUUUCUUGGGGCCUUUUUGGGCUUUCAUUGUUUGUGUUUUGGGGGCUGAUUUCAUAUACAAUGUUGCCAAUCGUUGCUCGUUGGGCCUCGUUGAAAAAGAGGUGCAGAGCAGAGCUGCAGGUACUUUUAAUACUAUCAUUCAAUUGGCCUCGUCGGUGGGUUUGGGACUUUCAAGUACUAUUGUUUCUUCAAAAUAUAGUCUUUAUGGUACAUCUGAGCAAAAUGACCAUAAGCAAGAAUUCUGGCAUGCUAUUAGAUACGCCUUUUACUUUGGUAUUGCAUUGUCUGGAAUUUCUUUGAUCCUCAGUUUGUUUUUGCAGAUUGGCGUCGUUGGUGCCAUUACUGGAUCAGACAAGGACGAUGAUGAAAAGAGGAAAGAACAGCAGCACAAACAAGUUGAAGUUACUGACUCUGUUCCUGCUCUCUACGCAGAGAAUGCGAUCAUUGAGAAUGCACCUAAUCAUAACGAUCUCAGUGUUCCAUGA